AUGGGAGAUCGGCCUCAGGGAGGCUUUUCUGUUGCCUCAACACACCAUUCAAUGCUACAAAGAGCACUUGGAAGCACUUUGUCAGCAAAAGAGUCACUGAUCUAUAGUUAUAGGAAGAGCUUUAAUGGAUUUGCAGCAAGAUUAUCAGAUAAAGAAGUUGCAAAGUUGUCAGAAAUGGAAGGUGUAGUUUCAGUCAUUCCAAACCACAAGCUAAAGCUUCACACAACAAGGUCAUGGGAUUUCAUGGGUUUCCACAAAGGCCAACUUGGAGCAAGUAUAGAAGGAGAAGUUAUUAUUGGGGUUAUAGACACAGGAAUCUGGCCGGAAUCUGAUAGCUUCAAUGACAAAGACUUUGGACCUCCGCCUCCAAAAUGGAAGGGUGUAUGCCAAGGCCCCAACUUCACAUGCAACAACAAACUCAUUGGAGCCCGAUUCUACAAUAGUGAAGACGAAUAUGAUAGCAGCGAGUUCCAUUCACCAAGAGACUCCAUAGGACAUGGAAGCCACACUGCUUCGACUGCUGCAGGCCGGGAGGUAGCAGCAAGUUACUUUGGGCUUGCUAAUGGGACGGCAAGAGGUGGUGUCCCCGGUGCUAGAAUCGCUGUGUACAAAGUUUGCUGGUUGUCAGAUUGUGCUACUGCAGAUAUCCUUGCAGCAUUUGAUGAUGCAAUAGCUGAUGGAGUUGACAUUGUAUCAACAUCACUUGGCUCUGAUGUUCCCAUCCAAUACCUAAAAGACCCGAUAGCGAUUGGGUCUUUCCACGCCAUGAAAAAGGGUAUAUUGACAUCAAGUUCUGCGGGAAACAGUGGGCCUUAUCCGGCAACUGUUAGCAAUUAUGCACCUUGGAUUUUGACUGUUGCUGCCAGCACCAUUGACAGAAGAUUUACUGCAAAAGCAGUUCUUGGGAAUGGGCAAGUUUACUCUGGAUUUUCGAUUAAUAAUUUUGACCUAAAUGGGAAGUCAUAUCCCUUAAUAUGGGGAGGAGAUGCUGCAAACAUCUCCAAAGGUGCAAGCUCAGAGUUUGCAGGCAAUUGUGUACCUAACACCCUGAGUUCAGACAAAAUCAAGGGAAAGAUUGUUUACUGUGAUUCCUUCUCGGAUGGUUCUGACAUUCGAAGAGCUGGCGGCAUGGGUAUGAUUAUGGUCGACUUUCCCACUGAUGUUGCAUUUAACUACCCCUUACCCUCAACACAGAUCACAAUAGAAGAUGGACAGAAAAUUUUGAACUAUAUAAGAUCAACAGAGAACCCCAUUGCAACAAUUCUGGUUUCUGAUCCUGAGCAUGAUAAGGAUGCCAUGGCACCAUCCAUUGCGUCCUUUUCUUCUAGAGGACCUAACCCUCUAACCCCGGAUAUUCUCAAGCCUGAUCUCACUGCCCCUGGUGUGGAUAUACUUGCUGCUUGGUCUCCUGUGGCACCACCUUCUGAGACCUUCUAUGAGGACACACGGAGCGUUAAGUACAACAUAAUCUCAGGGACUUCCAUGUCCUGCCCUCAUGUUAGUGGUGCUGCUGCCUAUCUCAAGGCUGCUCAUCCAAGAUGGUCUGCUGCUGCAAUCAAAUCUGCCCUCAUGACCACAGCUACUGUCCUGGAUUCAAAGAAACAUGCAGACCUUGAAUUCGCUUAUGGGUCUGGUCAGAUAAAUCCUCUGAAAGCAGUAAAACCUGGCCUCAUCUUCGACACAUCAGAAGCAGACUACAUAAAUUUCCUUUGCAAACAAGGCUACAACAACACUACAUUGAGGAUCAUCACUGGUGACAAGAACAGUAGCUGUGGCAGCACAAAGCCAGGUAAAGCUUGGGAUUUAAACUACCCCUCAUUCUCCCUUCAACUUGAAGAUGGCCAAGAGAUCAAAGCUGAGUUCACAAGAACAGUCACCAAUGUUGGCUCACCAAACUCAACUUAUACAAUUGCCUCAUUCUCACCCCUCUCCACAAUCACAGUUUCUGUUUCACCAUCUACUCUUUCUUUCUCUUAUGUUGGUGAGAAGAAAUCAUUUACUGUGAAGGUAACUGGUCCAAAGAUUUCACAGCAGCCAAUCAUAUCUGGUUCAAUUGUAUUGAGUGAUGGGGUCCAUCAGGUGAGGGCUCCACUUGUUGUCUACACAUUCCUGCCUGGUUCUAUUCAUAUCUCAUCCUCUGCCUUUCAGAACAAGAAAAGAUUCAAAGGUUCUUCCUUGUAUCACAGAAAUGGGAUGCUCAGGCACACCUAG
Prunus mume (Japanese apricot) is the source of this 2211-nucleotide messenger RNA. Lineage: Eukaryota; Viridiplantae; Streptophyta; Magnoliopsida; Rosales; Rosaceae. The record is from RefSeq and is a predicted model, not a curated record.